CUUUGAGAGGGAGUAGUAUUAAAACCUGAGUUAAAGGAGUAGAAUUUUGGUAAUAAAAUUCGAUGCAUUGACCAAGACGAAGACUAUUAGCCAGUGAUGAUACUAUAGUUCAGUUGCACCAGAAACACACAGAUUCACUCGCACAACUCGUUUCUUCGCGUACAUCCUAUUUCUCGAUCUCAUUUCAUCAAAUCCCUAACCUAUUGUAAAUGCGAUUUGCAAUCUCUGAUUCGUAGCUGCAGAAAUGGCCACAAACCUUGCCAAAUUUCUCAUUAUACUGUUUUACACUAUUUCGAUCUGUAACGCCGUCACGAUUCCAAGUCCAAUUUCCGAUUCUCACCGUUCCGCUGCUUUACAACUCUUCGAUGAAUCCUCUUCAAGUUUAGAAGAAACCUAUGAGGCUCUAAGAGUAUUUGAGAUACUUGAGCUUGAGAAUAAGCCUGAUGUGAGUGUAACCGCUUGUCGGAAGGUAGUGGAAAAUCUCGGAUCGUCAUCCUAUCUGAAGGAUUCGUUCUAUGCCUUAAAGGUCAAUGGCAUUUUAAAAUGCAAGGUUGAUAGGGGUGUUUUCCAGGAUAUUACUUCAAGACUUAAAGCUGCCGUCAAUGAUGCAAGUACUUUGGUUGACAUAUACUAUACAAUAGGAAGUUUGGUUCUUAUAAAGGAUCAGGCACCUGAUGUCGAUGUACUUCUUGCCGAUGCCGAUGGGACAUUCCAUUCAAUCAAGGCUCUGAGCCAAAGUGAUGGAAGAUGGCGCUACAGUUCUGAUAAUCCAGAAUCUAGUACCUAUGCUGCUGGAUUAGCACUUGAAGCAUUGGCUGGAGUCAUAUCAUUAGCAUCUUCUGAAAUUGAUCAGUCUAGGGUAAAUACGGUGAAAAGUGAUAUAUUGAAGCUCUUUGACAGCAUCCAGAAAUAUGAUGAUGGAACAUUUUAUUUUGAUGAGAAAUUUGGCGGUGGCCGCGAGCAUCAGGGUUCUCUUUCCACAUCUUCUUCAGUUGUUCGAGGGAUUACAUCAUUUGCUGCUGUAACUUCUGGAAAAAUAGAUCUUCCAGGGGAUAAAAUAUUGGGUUUAGCAAAAUAUUUAUUAGGCAUUGGACUUCCAGGAAGUGCCAAGGACUUCUUUAAUCAAAUUGAAUCAUUAGCUCUUUUGGAGAGCAAAAGGGUUCCCGUUCCAUUAGUUCUUUCACUUCCUGCAACAGUUUAUUCAUUGUCCAAAAAAGAUCAGCUCAAGGUUACGGUGAAUACAGUACUUGGUUCAGCUGCACCACCUCUUACAGUCAAGCUUGUCCGAGCUUUCCACACCGAUGCUAAAGAUUCGGCUGUUAUUGAGGGCAAGGAACUCCAGUAUGAUCAAAGUAGUGGACUUCAUGUCAUGGGCUUCCCAGAUAUUGUGGAUGUGGGAACAUAUGUGUUUGUUUUUGAGACGGUGCUUCAUGAUUCUGGUAGUGAAAAUGAUUAUGCUAUCGGAGGCCAAAUUCACGUGCCAAUAUAUGUCACUGGCAUUGUUAAAGUUAGCAACGCAGAAAUUUCAGUUCUUGGCAGUGAUCUUGGAAGUGAUGAAACCCAGAAAACGCUAGAUUUGGCUGGAACUGAUGUUGUUUCACUCUCAGCUAACCAUCUUCAAAAGUUGCGUUUUUCUUUUCAGUUGACAACGCCUCAUGGCCAUGCCUUUAAGCCUCGCCAGGCAUUGCUUAGGUUGAAGCAUGAGACAAAGUAUGAACACAUCUUCGUGGUUGGAAAUACCGGCAAGAAGUUUGAGAUUAUUCUCGAUUUUCUUGGCUUGGUGGACAAAUUUUAUUAUCUCUCUGGAAGAUAUGAUUUUGAGCUGACUGUUGGUGAUGCUGUCAUGGAGAACUCUUUCUUGCGGCCACUUGGUCAUUUAGAAUUAGAUCUUCCAGAAGCACCUGAGAAAACAGCGCAUCUUCCCCCACUACCUGUCGAUCCUUACUCAAGAUAUGGGCCAAAAGCAGAGAUAGCUCACUUGUUUAGGGCUCCUGAAAAGCGACCACCCCAGAAUCUCUCUCUUGCCUUUUUGAUUGUGACUCUUUUGCCAUUCAUUGGCUUUUUGGUUGGGCUAUUGCGCCUCGGGGUGAACUUCAAGAACUUUCCUUCUUCAGCACUUCCUGCCACAUAUGCCAUCCUAUUCCAACUUGGCACUGCCGCAGUUUUAUUGCUUUAUGUUCUUUUCUGGUUGAAGCUGGACUUGUUCACUACACUCAAAGCACUAGGGUUUUUGGGUGCUUUUCUGAUGUUUGUGGGACAUAGAAUUCUUUCUCAUCUUGCUUCAACAUCAGCUAAGCUAAAGUCUGCUUGAGUAAAAGGAAGAUUGGCUAAUGUCUAUUUAUGAAGAGAUGGCAUGGUUAUCUCACUUAUCUGAGGCUUCCCUUGAAAGAAUGGCACUAAUCAAAUUUUGUAGGACCUUUGAUGUAGCCGUUACAAUUUAGAGAACUCAAUCAUAUCAAAAAGAGAAAGACGUUGUCUUGAUCUUGCUUGAUCUUGAUGAAAGCCAUAACGUGAAAGCCAUAACGUGCAAGUACUCGUGCUUUUAUAGUCUAAUAUCAUGUAUUAUCAUUCUAUACAACAUGAAGUAUUUUGCUAGUUGA
Vicia villosa (hairy vetch) is the source of this 2600-nucleotide messenger RNA. RefSeq names its product dolichyl-diphosphooligosaccharide--protein glycosyltransferase subunit 2-like. Bases 245 to 2311 code for a protein of 688 amino acids. Gene Ontology annotation, cellular component: oligosaccharyltransferase complex; membrane. The record is from RefSeq and is a predicted model, not a curated record. The transcript has 19 exons. Gene Ontology annotation, biological process: protein N-linked glycosylation. Lineage: Eukaryota; Viridiplantae; Streptophyta; Magnoliopsida; Fabales; Fabaceae.